Capsaspora owczarzaki ATCC 30864 is the source of this 570-nucleotide messenger RNA. RefSeq lists its product as hypothetical. Gene Ontology annotation, cellular component: SNARE complex; Golgi apparatus; ER to Golgi transport vesicle membrane. Gene Ontology annotation, molecular function: SNAP receptor activity; SNARE binding. Gene Ontology annotation, biological process: vesicle fusion; vesicle-mediated transport. The transcript has 3 exons. The record is from RefSeq and is a predicted model, not a curated record. Bases 27 to 485 code for a protein of 152 amino acids. Lineage: Eukaryota; Filasterea; Ministeriida; Capsasporidae.
CUGCUCUGCUCGGCGUUGAGUUUUGUAUGAAGCGACAUCAUCAUCAAGCUGCUGCUGCACAGGCGUCGUCGGGAAGCGCGUUUGCCGAACGGGACGAACUCUUCCGGCGAAGCGCUGCGAGCGAUGGCUCAGCACACGGCGCGUCGUCAUCCUCUUCGUCAUCCACGUCGUCAAGGCCGGGCGAGACUGCCAUUACAAUGAUGGAGUAUGGCGCGCGCGAGCACGGCAAGCUGGCGCAGGUCGACAGCAGCAUUGACGAAAUGCUUGGUAAUGCCGUCAAUAUGCUCGACAGCCUCAAGUCACAGCGCGCAACGCUCAAGAGUGCGCAUCGACGGGCGCUAGAUGUCUUCAAUACGCUUGGCUUGUCGAAUACUGUGAUGCGGUACAUUGAAAAGCGGUCGGCCCAGGACUGGUGGAUUUUGACGGGAGGCAUGAUUUUCACAAUUGUGUUUAUGGUGAUGUUCUACCGAUGGUGGAUGUCAUGAGGCGUUGUUGUAGUUUGUUUUGUUGUUCACAUCCAUUCUUAGUACGAUAUUGAAGGACGAUCUGUUGUGGAGAAAUCGAGCGUUG